GUGGGAGUAUACACAAGAACAAGUUGGGAAAGUUCUUUGUUUAUUUGGGAAAGAAAAGCAAUCAUGUUGCGCCCUCUUAUAUUGUGUCUGGUUCUAUGCGUCAUCCUAGAGUUAGCGUUUGCUGAGGACAGCCUUAAUCGGGAGGAACGGGGUGCCCGGGGACGCCAACGAAAAAAACAAAAAAAAGAUCGGGCUGACCGGGGUGACCGAGACCGUAGUAGAAAAAGUGGUUGCAAAUAUGAGAAGCCAACUGUCAGUGCCGCGUCGUGGGGACCCUGCGUUGAUGGCAAGAAGUCAAGAAAUGCUACAUUGGUGAAAGCCAGGCGUGGCCGGACGUGUGAACCAUCCAAAAUAUUUGAAAAACCCUGCACAGCAUCGAGACAAAAAGUUGAAAAAUGCCGGUACAAAAAGAAGGACACAGCUUGGUCAACUUGCAUUAAUGGUAAAAAGACCAAGGUUCUUGCACUCCUUCCCACUUCUGGAACGAGUUGUAACGCGACUAAGACGAUUACUAAAGACUGUCGAGUAAGAGCUGGACGGCAAGGUCGGGAUUCAUCUGCAGUGGCCUUGACUGAAAAAGCUUGCAAGUACACAAAGGGUGACUGGUCUGAAUGUGUUGAUGGUAAGAGGACACGGACAAAUACGAGGAAGCCAACCAGUGAGGCAUCAUGUCCAGCUCAGCAAGUAAUCGAGAAAAACUGCAAAUCAAAAAAGCCGAAGAAAGCCAUCUGUAAAUACGAGCCUGAUGGUCAGGGUUGGGGCCCAUGUACGAGUGGACAGAAAGUUAGAACCUUGGUCUUAAAGCCUGGAAGUCCAACUGACUGUGCCGCUACCAAGGCACUCAGAAAGAGGUGCAAACUCAGAGAAUGCAAGUACCAGAAGGGCAGUAUUGGCGAGUGCAACCAGGAGACACAGAUGUUGAAUAGGACCGAUGUUUUAAAAAGCAAGGCCGAUGCUUCCUGCCCACCCACCAAACUGGUUGAGGUGCCUUGCAGCAGACCCAACUCUCGUCCCAAGAUGUGCGAGUAUGGACCGUGGGAGAAGUAUGGUCCCUGCUUGAACGGUGUCAAGAAGAAAAUUAGGGAAAUCACGCUCGGACAGGGGAACCAGCGAUGUGAGAAGAAGGCGGUGAAGAUAAUGGCGUGUGAGGACUCUGAGCAGGCGGGGGAUGGCAACUAGUAGAUGGUAAUAUAGGAGGGAGCCACUAUGCAAGGCUUGAAGGGAGGGAGUUAGUGGAUCAGUGACUGUUCAGGUGAAGUGGUGAAAGUCUAGUGGUUGGAGACAAGAGGUGAACAAUUUGUGUGGAGUGGCGUGAUUGAAUUUGUGGCGAAAUAUCAUGCCAUUUCAUAUAUUAGGCAUUUAGUUCCGAAUUUUAUCAUUUGAAGAUUUGUUUUGAAGAAGGGUUUUAGCGGAUGAACUUUUUCCUUCUUGACAUUUUAGUUUAAGAAAGACAAUUUCCAAUGUAAUGCCCACCUAGUUUUGCUUUAGUAUAAACUGGGUUCCUUAAAGGCUCAGUCACUCUGUAUGUUGACCCUCUCCAGUUAUAGAGCAAAAUUUCAAAUUUUUAGCCUGUUGACUGUGCCUUUAAUGGUAAAUUUUAGAUUUAGUUUUGAGACUAUACUUAUAAUUUUAUCGACAAUCUGACUCUUAAUAUUGAAAUUAUUCAUUUCUCUUCUUAGAUUUAUGGAGGAAUUAUCGAACGAUACAAUCACUUUUAUAUGGUUAGUGAUCUCAAAUUAUAGAAUCGAAUAUUCAAUACAAAUGUUCUUUUUCAUACAACGAAAAAUAUGGAUUCUUUUGUUUUGGUGAUUAAUGGGAUGUUAUGUUUAGCAGAGUUUUUUAAGUGGAGUUGUCGAAGCUGAAUCGAGACAAGUUUACAUUGCAGCAAAAUUGCUUCUACUUGAAACUGUUAAAUUGUUCUUCCCAAAAUUUGACACCAACUAAAUAUUGGGUUGAAAAAUUGAUAGCUUGACACCUUAACAUAAUAUGCCAUUCUUCUUGAGUCAUCAUCAUCAGUGUCUUAUUAUCAUAAAUGUAUACACCUGGAUUGCUAUAGGAAUUGUUUUAAAAAGUGUUUAAAAGUUGUCACAAAUAAUGUCAUGUAGCCAAAUUCCCUGUAGAAUUUGUUUAUAGAUUUUGUACACGGUGUGUGUAGUUACAAUGCUUCCUGCAGUCAGUGUCCAGUUAAGUAGAACAAUGGGGAAUGUGCGCUGAAUACAGACCUCCUGUGAUUGGUGCAAUUGUGCCAUGGUCUACUUAAUUUGGGACAGACUGGAGAAUUCACGCAUCAUCAUUAAUCUGCUCUGAAGGUCUGGUUAGUGUGUAAACAGAUACCAUGUCGACCCAGUCCUACCUGGGCCAACGUUCCAGGGGUCACAGAGAAGAGUUCCUUGACCUUGAUGACCUUCAGACCUUGGCAAACACGUUAUACCAUUAAUGUCCUUACAUUAAUCGACUUGACUUGGUUUUCGAACAACAAUGCUUUUAUGUAAACAUUAUCGUGCAGUAAAAUUGUUUGUCGCUUGGAAUCGUAAACGUGUAUGAAAAUAUAUGAUCAUGAAAUAGUUCUAAUUGUUUGAUAGCUGUCGGUAAUUAUGAUGUCUCUUUUGUAUAAACUUCAAGUGAUAUUUUGUCUUGCCAGUGACAAAGGGUUAACUGGAUUAUCUACAACGCCAAAUUUCCACUAAUACGAUAUCAGGAGGUCCGGGUCUUUACGCAAGGGAAAUUGUAAAUCUACUACUUUUGCUGAAACUACAAGGAAAUUAUUCUAAAUUUGAUGUUGAGGAACUUCUUGAUAGACCUGAAGUGAAUUUAGCGCUUCCGAAUUAUUAUAUGAUGAAAAAUAACUUAUCAGAUAUGGUGCUUCCAAUAAUAAUGAGAGUGCAAAUCUCUACAGCGUGUCCCAAAAACCCUUCUGGUGUAUUACUGGAAAUAUGGCUUCAUACUCGAUUUAUGAUAAAAUGUAUAAUGCUUGGUGCUUGGUGAGAGAAAAAAAUUGAUCAUAUGAAAUUUCACUACUCAAAAAAUCGAGUUAAGCUUGUGUUCAUGUGUGGGAUAAAGAAAAAGGAAUAUAGUCUUUAUGUUGAAAUUCUAGAAAAACACAAAGAUGAGUCCGAUUUCAUCUCUUGGCACUUUCAGGAUUCGAGUAAAGGACAUGAAAAGUGUUCACAAAAGUUGAGAUCAAUUUGUAAAAACCGGUUGACACUCAGAGUUAAGUUGAGCAAUGCCGGUACGGGUAUUUACAUCCAGAAUCAGGUAUUGGAGAAGAAUGAAAUCGGAAUCAUGUGUGUUUGAUAUUGUGUUAUUGCAGAAUGUUUUCUCUCAGUCUUUUUGUACCGCGUAUGAUCAUGCGUUAUAUCGUGUCUUCUUUAUUUCAAUACCGUGUGUUCUGCCCUCAUGGAUGGCGCAUCACGCAGGCUGACAUAAAUUUUAGACUCCGAGGCUUGUAUCCACGAUAUCGUUUUGCCGUUACUAUUUGCCAUUUUCACAGGCAUAUGUGGUCUGUCCGUGUAACUUACGUCAGAAUUAUACCUGUGAAAACCUCACAGUUUUCCACUCUGGUCGCUGUAGUGGAUACAGGCCUUUUGGGGUCGUUUCACCACAAUUUACCAUGAAGCUCUUUAAUGUUCUAAUGGUAUUUUGACUGUAAUAAACCAUUACGAAUGAUGCUUGGGUGAUCUGCUAUCCAUGACAUGAAAAGGUAGGACCUUGAAAAACCUGUAUGAAAGAAACUUAAGAUGGGAUAUAUUCACUUAGAGGGGAAAAGUAGGCAUCUCCUCGGUUCAGCUUACAAACUCCUAAGCCAUUGCAGCAUUUUUUGGAUGAAGAGAGAACUUAAGUAUUGGCCAACGAUGCCUACAAAGUACUAUCUUAGUCAAUAUUUUGUGUCUUUGAAACUGUACAAAUUAUGUGUAACUGUCAUUUAACCAUCAUAUUGUAGAAUUAUAGGUGUUGUACCUGUUGUACUUAAACGGAAAAUUAUGUGAAAAUUGAGUGGUUCAUCAUGUAUCUCCUUUGAAAUUGUUAUCUGUGAACUGUGGAAAAUAAGAUGUCUGGAAUGAGGGUCCGGGGCCGAGGCUGAAUUGAGGUUAAUUGCCCCUUACACUUCUUUGUCUGAAGGUGACUUGCCUGUGCUCUUGCUAGAUUCUUUGUACUGCAAAAUAUGUUUUACAAUUGAGGAACUUAGGGCUGGGGAUUCGUAAAUUUGAGCUAGCAAGGCAUUUUAAAGGUGACAUCUACAAUCAUACCUCGGAUCUAGAACUAGAAUCUCAUUUUAUUUCACAAUUGAAAAUCAUGUAUUCUUUCACUUUCAGAGGCUCAUUUUCAUAACUUGCAAAAGAUAGGUGAAAAUUCAAUUUUCUUUUGUUUGCAUAAGUUCUGUGAAAUUUUAAAAAAGGAAAUAAUUUGAAGGGGAUUUCAUCAUUUCACAACUCUUUGAAUUUGCCUCACAUUCGUCAAAUAUAUUUGAAUGCAUUCUUUUUCUUUGUCCAAAUUCAUUUAGAGAUAAGUGGCAGAAAUGAAUGUUAUCACUGCCUGUUACAUUCUUAUCGCAUUUUCUGAAGCUGCACCUCUGAAAUGCCACACUUUAGGAAACUUUCAUGUUUUUCUACUUGGCAAUAAAACAAUUUAUUACUCCAA
Molecule: messenger RNA, 4638 nt
Organism: Lineus longissimus
Lineage: Eukaryota; Metazoa; Nemertea; Pilidiophora; Heteronemertea; Lineidae
Exons: 9
Coding region: 64-1179 (371 amino acids)
Biological process (GO): mesoderm morphogenesis
Cellular component (GO): extracellular region
Molecular function (GO): heparin binding; growth factor activity
Source: RefSeq, a predicted model, not a curated record